Molecule: messenger RNA, 1158 nt
Organism: Cannabis sativa
Lineage: Eukaryota; Viridiplantae; Streptophyta; Magnoliopsida; Rosales; Cannabaceae
Exons: 1
Coding region: 1-1158 (385 amino acids)
Molecular function (GO): nucleic acid binding; RNA-DNA hybrid ribonuclease activity
Source: RefSeq, a predicted model, not a curated record
AUGGCGGCAAGUGGUGAAGAAAUAGAUGUAUGGCAUCAACCAUGGAUUCCAUGGCUUGAUUUUAAUUGCUUCAACAGUCUAAUGGAAUCUAUUAAACCGAAGGGAUACACUGUUAGAACCUUAGCAGAUCUAUCGAUAGGGAAUGAAUGGAACAAGGAGGUGGUGCAACAAAUCUUUGGUGAUUUGGGUAAUAGGAUAACGGAAAUUCCUAGACUUCCUUUAAAUCACAAGGAUAAGAUAAUUUGGACAGGAAAACAAAAUGGCAUUUUUUCUAUCAAAAGUGCCUACGGGACUGAUCAAGAAGCUCAUUUUGAUAAAAAAAAAAAAGGAAUCUGGACUUGGAUUGGGCAUUCAGAUCUUCACCCAAGGUUAUCGACUUUUCUUUGGCGUGUACUGAAUGAGGCUCUUCCAGUCAGGGAAAAGUUGAGGUUUCUCCUUGAUAAGGAUUGUCCCCUUUGUAACUCUGCAGAGGAAAAUUGUCUACACCUGUUCAAGAACUGUGGGUUUGCAAAAAUGUUAUGGUUCUCAGGGAAGAUUCCUUUGUUAGUGGAUAAGAUUCCUGGCGAAAAUGUGAUUCAGUUCACAGAAAACAUGGUGACAUCUCUUGAAAACUCAAAUUAUGACAGGAAAGAGAUCCUAACCUACAUGGGUUGUGUUUGGGAGCAGAUAUGGAGAUCUAGAAAUGACUUAUGUAGGAGAGGGAUAAGAGCUAAUCUAGAUAUGAUGAAAAGGAAUAUUGAGAUGGCUUUCCAAUCCUAUUCUACUUAUUCGGGUAAAGAUGCCCUUGUGGACAUCUUCUCUGAUCCUCCAAAGAACAGACUGGAGGAGGCAUAUUGGCAGAGAAUUUUGGAUGGAAAGAGAGUCAUCUGCACAGAUGCAUCAUGGUUGAGAGGAGAAGCACGACUGGCAGCUGUAAUGAGAAUGAAGAAUUUAGAGAGUUGGGCGCACAAGACCUCAAGAACCAAAGCAGAGUCAGCCCUCAUUGCAGAAUUAAAAGCAAUUCUUUUAGCUCUUCAGUGGGCGUGGGAGAAAAAGUGGGAUAGGAUUUGUGUCCUGUCGGAUUGUGCUCAAACCAUUCAGGCUUUAAGAGCAAAGCAAUGCCCUCCAUUUUGGAAGACCUUUAAUGUUGCCUUAGAGAUUUUAGAUUGUAGUAAAUAG